This is a messenger RNA of Paramecium pentaurelia, 424 nucleotides long. The record is from the annotation of a GenBank genome assembly. Lineage: Eukaryota; Ciliophora; Oligohymenophorea; Peniculida; Parameciidae.
AAUGCCCUAAUUUUCCAUAAUCACCUGGUUAACAAAUACCAGAUUUUUGAUAGCAAAGAGGGAAUAUGUCUAUGUAUAUGAAAUUGCAAAACAAGGAAAGAAAGGAACUCAAUUCAAAUAAAUUUCUUUAAGACACUCAAAAAUAAAAUUAUUCAAUUUUCAAUAAGUACAAAAGAAAUAUAUGCAAAUUAUUGAAAGUGUGUGGUUAAUUAAGAAUUAAAAAACAUGAAAUAUCAUUACUUAUAAAAUGCUCAUGAUAAGGAAUUAACACAAUUUACUUAUUGAAUUCUUUAGGCUUACUUGUGACAAGUAGUAAGAAUAAUUCAGUAGAAUUCUGGUAAUAUAAAUUAUUUCCACAUAUUUUAUUGAAUGCAGAUAUGAUUCCUUACAGAAAAGAAUCCAUCUCUAAUUAAAAGGUUUAAAU